UGAUUGGACACGGAAAGAGAAAAAAUAUAGAAAGAGCAACGGUGUGGGAGGGGGAGGGAACGGAGAAUAGUGGCAGAACACCGUCAAAACUUGUUUCCUGUGUCUCACAAUACUUACAGCCAAGUUGUCAAUAGCAGCGUUUCUCGAAGUUUUCCUGAAACAUGCAAGCUAUAAAAUGUGUGGUGGUCGGAGACGGUGCUGUGGGGAAAACCUGCCUGCUCAUCAGCUACACCACCAAUGCCUUCCCAGGAGAGUACAUCCCCACCGUGUUUGACAACUACUCUGCAAAUGUGAUGGUGGACAGCAAACCAGUGAACCUGGGACUGUGGGAUACAGCAGGGCAGGAAGACUACGACAGGCUGAGGCCCCUCUCCUACCCACAGACAGACGUGUUUCUUAUCUGCUUCUCCCUUGUCAGCCCAGCCUCUUUUGAGAACGUCAGAGCCAAGUGGUACCCUGAGGUGCGGCACCACUGCCCUUCCACACCCAUCAUCUUGGUCGGCACCAAGCUGGAUCUGAGAGACGAGAAGGACACCAUUGAAAAACUCAAGGAGAAGAAGCUUGCACCCAUUACUUACCCACAAGGCCUUGCACUGGCCAAAGAGAUUGAUUCGGUGAAGUACCUGGAGUGCUCUGCGCUCACCCAGCGCGGGCUAAAGACAGUCUUUGACGAGGCCAUCCGCGCGGUGCUGUGCCCCCAGCCCACCAAGAUCAAGAAGAAAGGCUGCCUGCUGCUCUGAGAAAGGAGUGCGUUGAGCGGGACAAAAGACAGAUGCAGAGAAAGAUGGAGGAGGGAGGGAGGGAGGGAGGGAGGGAGGGAGGAAUAGAGAGAAAUAAGAGAAAUCUGGAACAGGAACGACAGGAAAUGUAAAGGGAGUCAGUGGGAUGGGUAGGGGAAGGAGAUGAGAGACCAUGAAAGCCAAAGGUACUUUUUUUGUUCAGUAAAUUUAUAGCUUUAAAAUGUUUUUUUUUUUUCAAUGAAUUUUUUUUUUAUUCUUAGAUUUUCUUUUUUUUUCUGUGGAGGAGAACCUGUUCUGUGUUCAUAUUAGCCAUUACCUGCAUUGAGUUAAAUAUGACCUCCUCACACGUUACUGUCCCAUUGUGUAAUUCUGUACUGUCCAAGAUGUCACAUCGCGAUGAAGAGCCCAGGGUCUAACUGGCAUGACUGAUGUUUGUGUGGAAUCUUCUAGAUAAAGAUGAUGCUAACUCAGCAGAAUUAUUUCCCUCUCUCCAUGCCGGGAAAUAUUUUAAAAGUGUUUUGCUAAUGUAUGGCUUUUUCUGGCACAGCAUAAUGUUUAUCUAUAUUUUUCUAUUCAACUUCUAAUAUGAUAUACAUAGAUAUACAAUGUGAGUGAAUCAAUGAACUGCUGCAAAUAAAUCAGACGAGACCCUCAA
This is a messenger RNA of Clupea harengus (Atlantic herring), 1395 nucleotides long. RefSeq names its product Rac family small GTPase 2 (gene rac2). NCBI's taxonomy places the organism in Eukaryota, Metazoa, Chordata, Actinopteri, Clupeiformes, Clupeidae. Gene Ontology annotation, molecular function: GTP binding; GTPase activity. The record is from RefSeq and is a predicted model, not a curated record. Gene Ontology annotation, biological process: small GTPase-mediated signal transduction.